Messenger RNA from Neoarius graeffei (lesser salmon catfish), 1460 nucleotides. RefSeq names its product GRB2 related adaptor protein a (gene grapa). The record is from RefSeq and is a predicted model, not a curated record. Lineage: Eukaryota; Metazoa; Chordata; Actinopteri; Siluriformes; Ariidae. The coding region runs from base 193 to 837 and encodes 214 amino acids. The transcript has 5 exons. Gene Ontology annotation, molecular function: protein binding.
CACUCAUUGGUGGUUUGCCAGCCUCAGCAAGCAGAACAGCACGUUGUCUGUCCUUUACAGUGAUGUAGUCAAUGAUUUCUGCUCUGUAGCUUCUGUUUUCAGUACACUUCUGUUCACUGUGUCAGGCUGGCAGAUCUUCCCUGCGUUGCUCAACUGUAGACCGCUUCAUAGCUCUUGCACGGGGUUGAAACGAUGGAGGCUGUAGCUAUCUACGACUUUCGUGCCACAGAGAGCGAUGAACUCAGCUUCCAGAAGGAUGACAUACUUAAGAUCACCAAUAUGGAAGAUGACCCAAACUGGUACACAGCAGAGUUAAUGGGAAGGAAGGGCUAUGUACCCAAAAACUAUAUCGAGUUAAGGCCACACACGUGGUUUGCAGGCCGCAUUUCCAGGCAUGUGUCUGAGGGACGACUGCGCCAGCGGGAAUGUGGAGCCUUCUUGGUACGAGAGAGCGAAAGUGCACCUGGAGAGUUCUCCAUGUCAGUCAGCUAUGGUGAGCAUGUGCAACACUUCAAGGUUCUGAAGGACAGAGACGGACAGUACUUUAUCUGGGACGAACUCUUUUCAUCUCUCAACAAGUUGGUGGAUUUCUACAAAAGCAACAGCAUUGCUAAAGAAAGGACAGUCUUUCUCCGAGAGGCAGAACGCUCACAAAGGAGGCCACAUCAUGCCCAUGCACUGGUAGACUUCACCCCCAAGCACAACUCCCAGCUGCAGUUCCUGCGUGGUGAUGUCAUUGACCUCCUCGACUGCUCAGAUCCUCAGUGCUGGAAGGGACGCUGCAAUGGGCGCGUUGGCCUCUUCCCCAAGGAGUACGUCAAGCUCAUUUACCACUGACUCACUUCAGCAGAGCAUCAUACAGGGGAAGUCUCCUGUAGUCCUUUAUGACCAGGGCAGUGCACUCUGAUAUACCUAAUUCAACUUAUUAAAAAGACUGAUUAAGCAGGGAAAUUAUUGAAAUUCAUGUGAACUGCUACGGACAAACAUGCAGACAGGUGUAAUGUUGCGUCUGUGUCAAAAUACAUGUCUUCCCUGUUGAGCAGUGAACAGGAAGUCAGAAGGAACUGUGUAAUCUUUUUCUUUUAGCCUACAGCAUAUACAUGUAAUGAUAUAGACACUAAGAGUCUUUCUUUGGGCUUGCCAAUGAGGAAAGAAGAAACAUCACUAAACAAAGAAAAAGAGCAAUAGGUUCAAACCUAAAUGCAUUAUGGCACAAGUUCAAAUACAACAUUUUUGCAGCACUUUUUUUUGUAAACUAUUUUUUUUGCCACAACUCUUUAAUUGCAGAUUGUGUGUUUGUAGUAUUUUUAUAUACAGUGUGUGUGUGUGUGUGUGUGUGUGUGUGUGUGUGUGUGUGUGUGUGUGUGUGUGUGUUCUUGUUGUUAUUAACACAUUUCUGUUACAUGAGUUGGACUUGAUUAUUGCAGUAGCAAAGGGGAAAAUAAAUGUGUUAAUGAUAA